Messenger RNA from Alternaria conjuncta, 1578 nucleotides. RefSeq lists its product as uncharacterized. The coding region runs from base 1 to 1578 and encodes 525 amino acids. Gene Ontology annotation, molecular function: DNA-binding transcription factor activity, RNA polymerase II-specific; zinc ion binding. The record is from RefSeq and is a predicted model, not a curated record. Gene Ontology annotation, biological process: regulation of DNA-templated transcription. The transcript has 4 exons. NCBI's taxonomy places the organism in Eukaryota, Fungi, Ascomycota, Dothideomycetes, Pleosporales, Pleosporaceae.
AUGCCGGACGCUAAACCCGGCGACAGCAUAGCGACCCGACAAUGUUGGGAGUGCUUCAAACGCCGCCUGGUGUGCGAUCGCACCCUGCCGCUAUGCAGGAAAUGUACCAAGACGGGUAAGGAAUGCCCGGGAUAUAACGACCAGAAGCCGUUGCAAUGGGUGAAACCGGGACACGUGACGAUCCGUCCGAAGAAAAAGAAGAAGGAAAGCCGGCCAGCAACAUCCGCCAUCAGAGCAGGAGACUCCGAGAGACUCGCGCGCAUCAUUUCAAUUGGACCCGCUGCUACUCCCGGGGUAACUAAAGAGACGGGUCUAUUAGAGCUCCUCGGACAAGGAGGGUGCUCGUUGCUGGUGUCCGAAGAGCUUCAGCUUACUCCAGAAGAGAUCGAACUAUCCAAGAGCCAAUUUGCCAACCUAUUGGUGGAAGAAGACAAGCCAGCAUGGUGGCGCAACCCGGGAAUCGAGAAUCAGGUCGACACCAUUGAGCUAAUAGCUGCAGAGGCCGGUGCGGGCUGUGGAGUGGGUGAGCGUAUCAUGUGCAUCGGCAACAAAGACCAGAUCAAGGAAGUAGUAGAGAGAGGUCAACACUGGGAAGCCGCGCUGCUAUUGCAGUCGAACAAGAGACCUCUCGAGAAGAUACAGAGACUGCUGCAGAUCAUGGAGAUGAACAGACUUCCGUCGUACGAUUUCUUGUCGGAUGAGACACACGACGUGGUACAAGCUAUCAAUUACUUCAACACUAGGAUUUAUCCGGAUAUCCAAGAGACGGACUGCCUAGCACCCAAUCCUGCAGUGGUGCACUUCCCAGUGUGGGCUUUGCAUAUACUUGCUCCGCCAAUGCACUACACUACUGUCUGCCUGAGUCUCAACUACCACUUGACCUCGUUGCCUCCAGUGAUCUUCGUACUCAUCGUAACCUUUUCGAACAGUCUUGGUCCAGCAUCGCAUCAGAUCAGUAUCACCAAGCCGAUCGAACAGCACAUUGAGGAAGUGGAGAAGGUGUAUAGCCUUAUUCUCCCUUAUACACUGUGUCCGUCAAGCCUCUUCAUCGAGAUCAUUCGCAUCAACUGCCUCCGUCAAGAGCUCAGCCUCUCGCCCAUCGUGGACCCGCAUCAGUACGCUCAAGAUGCACGCAGCAUUCUCUCUCGUAUCGAAUCCUUCGGCCCAAGAGAAUGGGCGCAGUCCAAGGAUCAGAAAGAUGACUGGCAGCCAAUCGCAUCGAUCUGGCAGUCUGCAAUCGCACUCUACUGCAUAAUGUCCUUGCAAGCUGUUGACAUCCUUCCCAGCGACACAGAGAUGGAUCUCAUGCGAAUGCGGCAUCGUGAUCGUCUACUCAAAGAUUUGAAGGCUGCUACACCAUUAAAACAGUUAAAGAAGAUAUCAACAUUUCCACUGUGCGUACUUGGCGUGGAAGCAGGCUUUCACGUUCAGCAAAGUACUCAGAUCUGGAUUGAACGGCAUUUGGAGGAGCAUGCCCGCCUUCUUGGCAGCAACAGUCCGUUGAAGGCACGAGAAGUACUCCGACGAUACUGGCGGCGGAAGAAACCUGGUUGGAAUGAGUGCUUUGAUGAGCCGUAA